This is a messenger RNA of Symbiodinium necroappetens, 982 nucleotides long. NCBI's taxonomy places the organism in Eukaryota, Dinophyceae, Suessiales, Symbiodiniaceae. The record is from the annotation of a GenBank genome assembly.
GUUCCAGCGGUUGCAAGCCAAGAUGGCGGCAGUCGGCCCGCCGUGCAUUCGUGCAGUGUUGGCUGGAGCUGGUGUGGCAAUGAUGGGCGAGGCACCUGUGGUCAAUGCUGUGUUGCAACUGACUCAGAAACAGCCUUCCGAGGUGAGGCUUCUCUACUUGGGCACGGCUACAUAUGACAUAGCCUCAUUUAGGCAGAAGCAGACAGGGGCAUUUGCGGAUCGCGGCGUGGUCAUCAACAUCUUAGACGUGGCAUGCCGCACGCCGACGCCAGCUGUGGUUGACGAAGCCAUAAACGGUGCAGACAUCAUCCUCGUUUCAGGCGGGAACACCCUGUUCGCGGUGGACCGCUGGCACAAGGCCGCGAUGGUUGAGCCGCUUCGCCGGGCCAUGGGCCGAGGGGCGGUUCUGUGUGGUGGCUCGGCCGGAGCCGGUUGCUGGUUCGACGCUUUGCACUCGGACAGCAUGGAUCCGGAUUGGUAUCGGGACAUCAUGCUGGCGGGAAAGGGUGCAGCCGCAGAGAAGGCUCCUGGUGAAGCUUCGUCAACUGGCGAGAGGCGCGAGUGGGAGUAUAUUCGUGUUCCCGGUUUGGGCUUUUUGCCAGGACUCCUUUGUCCGCAUCACGACCGUGUUCAGAGUAACGGUGUUCUCCGCUCUACCGAUUUUGCCGAGAUGCUGCGACGCCAUCCGGGUGAGACAGGCUUAGCCAUCGAUCAUUUUGCUGCCCUCGUGCUGUGCGACGCUGAGUAUCAAGUGCUGACGCUGCCAGACAAGCCAGGCUCCGUCAUGCCAGACGGAGCGAAUCAACCUGGUCAGGGCGUUCCGGGUAUUUGGCUUAAGUCUGUGGCCGCGGAUGGGGUGAUCCAGGAGAAGGCACUUCCCAAACAGGGCCCAACAGCGGCAUUAUUGCAUCCAGCGCGAGCUAUUGUGGAAGAUGUUCGGGUGGAGAAGGUGCGUGCGGCCAAUCCCAGCCAUGACCUCUAG